Molecule: messenger RNA, 517 nt
Organism: Nylanderia fulva
Lineage: Eukaryota; Metazoa; Arthropoda; Insecta; Hymenoptera; Formicidae
Product: U7 small nuclear RNA associated Lsm10
Biological process (GO): mRNA 3'-end processing by stem-loop binding and cleavage
Cellular component (GO): nuclear body; cytoplasmic U snRNP body
Molecular function (GO): histone pre-mRNA DCP binding; U7 snRNA binding
Source: RefSeq, a predicted model, not a curated record
UUCAUCCUGUCAGUCGGCCGAUGUGCCGGCGUCUUUUGCGCGCUCCCAUUUACGUUCGCGAUGGCUGUGUACUGUAAACGCGAGAAACAUUUUUUCUACAACAGCUUGUCAAUUCUGCUAAAAGCUGUAGAGAAACAACGAACGACGAUAGAUUUGCGUAACGAAGCAUCGAUUUUCGGCAUUGUCGAACAGACCGAUGCAUAUAUGAACGUCGUAAUGAAAGACUGCGUGUUUACGGAUCCACGUGGAGACUCCUUUCAGUUUGACAUGUUUUUCGUGCAAGCGAGGAACAUCCGUUGUGUUCAUAUCCCGCCAAACAUACGGAUUAUACCAGCUAUCAAGGAACAGUUAAAGCAUUUAAGUGGUCCAUCAAAAGAAAUGAGGAAUACAAAGUAUACUUUUAAGAAGAAACGCACUGAACAAAGGCAGCAGGAAGGUCUUACUGCUGUAGAACAAAUUUUAGAAAUUAGAGAUGAAACAAAAAAUCAAUCCACAAAAUAAAUUAUAUUUUAUAAGA